UGUGUGGUUACCCGAGGCUAAGGUAGAAUGUCGCCACAGUAUGCCCAGAUGCUCAGCUUGGUUUUUGCUCUCACGUGGAUGUCAACGACAACACGCGCCAGCUACGGCCCCUUUCAACGUUACGCCACACGGUCCUAUGGGCCUCCCGUGUACCCUCCCUACAGAACCUACUACAACCCUCUGUCAAACUGUCUGAAGAUGGUGUACGGCAAGGAUAUGUUCUUUCGCCUUCCCUUUUCCUCUAUGUCUCCGUUAAAAACCUUGGACGACUCCAACGCCCAGGGCAGCGUGAGGAGAAGCUAUGGAGAUAUAUUUAUGACCCUUGGUCAACUGAAGGAGUCCUUAGGGAUCUCGUCAUCUGACCAUAUCAACUGGAAGGAUGGAGUUCACUCCCCUGACAACAGGCCCGCAACAAGCGCCAGCAUCAUCGGUAGAAACGGGUUGCAGAUCAACUCUGAUGUGUGUUGUUCAACGAAUGAGGUGUUCUUCAUCAACGAUACCUUGGUGGAUGUGGAGAAUAUCACAAGGAAGAUUGCCCAGCUGAAUAGGAUUGGGGCAUACCAGUUUAUACGCCAUGGAUUUUGUGCGUUUAAGGGGGCGUGUCAGGGCGAGUGUCUGCAGCACUACAUCAACCUACCGCUGGCUGUUGAUGAACCGGGGGCCGGUUUACCAAUCAUGUUCCGCUUUUUCAAGGUUCCCGGAUACUGCUCGUGUCGAGUAAUUGGAUUUUAAAACCAAGAACGAUUUUGCAAAUUUAGUUUUCAAAUAAUAUGAUGAUCUCUUUCCCUUUUUAACGAGUUAGUAUAUGCGAUUCGCCUACGUGUUUCAUACUUAACAAGUUUUAGAUUCGAAUUCUUUACAUAGAACAGAGAAGUAUGUUUCAUUUAACCCUCAACAAACUGAGGCAGAGGACUAUCGCCACGUCACAUCUUUUGUUUCACAUAUUCCAUUGGCCAGAGAGCAAUACCAUCUCAGCGUCACGCCGUCCCUCAGAGCAUAUCAUGAAGACUGGCUCGCGGCUGUCUUUGCACUGCGAUUUACAUAUACAUACUACUCUUUUGAGCAGUAUAAUUUUUGUCGCUUCCCAUGUUAUGGGUGCUGUUUUCUGUACGUCCUAAAGCACAGUGUAGAGUUACAAAUGUAAUAAUUUAAAAUAGUUUUUUUUUCAAUAUUCAAUAAAACUCUGAUAAAAAUAGAUUAUUUUACGUCCGCUUCCUCGGCCUUGCCAGAAGGUUGAAGCGCUUGGUCUGCACGUGAAGUUCAUCCAACUGUGUCAGCUGGCUACCUCGUCACCCCACGAUUGCAUGUGGACACACGAAUUAGCUGUGCAGAAUUGCGUCCCUUUGAUGUGCCAGGAUCCGAUUCACCGGCCGAGUCAACUGUCAGAUCACACACUUCCUACAAAUGUUUUUUUCCCCUAAUCUGUCAAGAAAUGUGCAGAUCUAUAAUGCUAGGAGCGUAUUUUUAUACAGAAUCAUGACGAACAUAAAUUUGAAAUUGGUGAUUUCGGAAAGUCCCUUCAUUUUUAAAAAAAGUGUAUAUGUCGCCAAUCAAAGGUCUUCGCCGAAUUUCUAACACGGCCUAUUCUGCAUUUCCUUCGACGAUUAAUUUGCAGCAUUCUUACAUCAACAAACAGCCAUAUCUACAAUAUGUUUUUUAUAUUCUCAAAGCCUUUUAGAAUUGAUUCAUGUAGACUUGAUUCAUGACUUAUUUAUAGCUUAGCACUUGUGGAUAUUGGAAGAAAACUCUGACAUGACCAUAUUUUCCUACCUGAUUUAUGCUGUGCAUGGCGUUGUAUAUAGGUUAUACUCAAUCGCAUUUAUUUAAUAUUCGAAACAGUCAAGUUGCAUGACUAUAAACAGGGUAAAUAUGAUUUACCGAAUUCGACGAAAUAAGCGUCCAGGGCGCUCUCAAAAUAGAAAUAGGGGGCUCUUAUUAGAAUAUUAUUUUGGUGGGGAAAAAAAACAGAGUUGAAAAAUAAAUUUCGUGGUUUAUGCUGACAGCCUGAAACAUUUAUA
This is a messenger RNA of Haliotis rufescens (red abalone), 2018 nucleotides long. RefSeq lists its product as uncharacterized. The transcript is spliced from 4 exons. The record is from RefSeq and is a predicted model, not a curated record. Lineage: Eukaryota; Metazoa; Mollusca; Gastropoda; Lepetellida; Haliotidae. Bases 28 to 732 code for a protein of 234 amino acids.